AAGCUGCCUUGUUUAACUACUAGUCUUCCAUGGUGCUUUGUUCUGCACUCUGCAGUGGUUUUCUAUGAAAUAUACCUGCCUUACAUAGUUUGAAGAAAAAUGGUUGGGAAGACAAUUAGGGUUUCUGGAUUUCCUAUUUACAUUACCGCAAAUGAGGUAAAGGCCUUUUUGAAGAGAUAUGUGGACGAGGGGGCAGUGGAUGCAAUUAAGGUUAGAUUCCCAAAAGUUCGCAAUAGUAGUUCAAAAGCUUUUGCAGUUGUUCAAUUCUCUUCCAGCAAGCAUGCUGGAGAGAUCAACUCCCGUGCACAGCAGAAGCGUCUAAUGUAUGGGACUUAUAUUCUGAAUACUAUUAAUGCGGAACAUGAUAUUGUGCAGAAACCAAGAAUUUCUUUAUUGACUUUAGAGGAUGCAAUGUUGCAUUUGGGCUGCCCAAUUUCAUCAGAUAAAUUCUCUGUUCUACGUAGUUUCAAGAGUGUCAGGGUUGACUUUGGUUUUAAUUUAAGGAAAAUAUAUUUCUUUAUACCAUGGUUGAGUAAGUCAUAUAAACUUGAACUUUCUUAUGAAGCCAUUUGGGAAAUAAAGCUGCUGCGCUCCCCUGACAAACGUGAGAAGUGUCUCCUGAUUCAGGUACAAGCUGCACCUCGUAUUUAUGAACUCUCUGACCAAAACUCUAGUAAUUUAUAUGAAGAUGCUCGUUUCAAUUUUUUCAAGGAUCUUCCAGAUGAUCAAUGGAUCAGAACAACAGAUUUCACUCAAUUACGUAGCAUUGGGCAAUCUUCUGCUUUUUGUUUGCAGUUACCCUAUGGCUGUAGUCUUCCAAAUAUCCGUGAAUAUUUUGUUUACUACAAGGAAGUGGAUGGUCCUUUCCGUCUGCUGAGAGGUUCAUCUUUCUCUCGUAGCUUGGAUUUAGUUCCUAUUGUAGAACCUUCACCUGAGUUUAACGUGCCUUACAGAAUUCUUUUUAAGAUAAACCACAUGGUUCAAAAUGGCACACUCAUGGGCCCGACACUUGAUCACAAGUUCUACCGAUUAGUGUCUCCACAUUUUGCACCCAUCAACCAUAUAGAACGAGCAUUAGAAGAGAUGUCUUAUUUGAAGAGCUCUUGCCUUAAUCCUGCAAAUUGGCUACAUGAGAAGUAUCAAAAAUUUUUAAGAUCGAAGCGUGUCACGCAAUCAUCCAUGAUUUCCUUAGAUUCUGGUUUGGUGUAUGUUCAUCGGGUCCAAGUGACUCCUUGUAAAGUUUACUUCUAUGGACCUGAGAUAAAUGUUUCUAAUCGCGUGUUACGACAUUUUUCGGAAGAUAUUGAUAAUUUUAUCCGGAUUUCUUUUGUUGAUGAGGAUUAUGAAAAGAUGCGCUCUACCGAUUUAUCACCUCAUUCUAGCAUUGACAAAAGGACAGCCAUUUAUGAGAGAAUACUUUCUACAAUGAGGAAUGGCAUGUGCAUUGGUGAUAAGAAGUUUGAAUUUCUUGCUUUCUCAUCAAGUCAGUUAAGGGAAAAUUCUACAUGGAUGUUUGCUUCAAGGCCUGGACUAACGCCUGCUGAUAUCCGAAAAUGGAUGGGUGAUUUUCGUAAAAUAAGAAAUGUGGCUAAGUAUGCAGCAAGGCUGGGCCAAUCAUUCAGCUCCUCUACUGAAACUUUAACCGUUUACAGGGAUGAGGUUGAAGUUAUUCCUGAUGUAGAAAACACAGCAGGUUAUGUGUUCUCAGAUGGAAUCGGAAAAAUCUCACCUGAAUUUGCCAGAGCAGUGGCUAAAAAAUGCCACAUAACAACUGCAACACCUUCAGCAUUUCAGAUCAGAUAUGGUGGAUAUAAAGGUGUUGUUGCUGUUGACCCUACAUCGUCAAUGAAGUUAUCCCUGAGAAAAAGCAUGUCAAAAUAUGAAUCAGAGAACAACAAACUAGAUGUCCUGGCUUAUAGCAAGUACCAACCGUGUUAUCUUAAUCGUCAGUUGAUUACUCUUCUGUCAACUCUUGGUGUUAGAGAUGCUAUAUUUGAAAGGAAGCAAGGAGAAGCUGUCAAACAAUUGGAUAAUAUGUUGGUAGAUCCAGCCAGUGCUCAAGAAGCAAUUGAGGUAAUGUCUCCAGGAGAAACAACCAAUAUACUCAAAGAAAUGUUAUUGUGCGGUUAUAAGCCUGAUGCAGAACCAUUUCUUUCAAUGCUGCUGCAAACAUUUAGGGCAACGAAGCUAGUGGAACUGAGAACCAGAUCAAGGAUAUUUAUUCCAAAAGGAAGGUCUUUAAUGGGAUGUUUGGACGAAACACGAACUUUGGACUACGGUGAGGUAUUUGUACAAGUUUCUCGCACCGAAAACAAAAAUGUUUAUGAUGAUGGUCUCUCUAAAUUUAGUGGAAAUGAACUCAAAGGAGGUACUGCUGUUGUUAAAGGAAAAGUAAUUGUUUCAAAGAACCCUUGUCUCCAUCCUGGUGAUAUCCAUGUCCUGCAGGCUGUUGAUGUUCCUUGUUUGCAUCAUAUGGUUGACUGUGUUGUUUUUCCGCAAAAAGGAAAAAGGUAG
Molecule: messenger RNA, 2514 nt
Organism: Dioscorea cayenensis subsp. rotundata (Guinea yam)
Lineage: Eukaryota; Viridiplantae; Streptophyta; Magnoliopsida; Dioscoreales; Dioscoreaceae
Product: RNA-dependent RNA polymerase 1-like
Biological process (GO): siRNA processing
Cellular component (GO): nuclear RNA-directed RNA polymerase complex
Molecular function (GO): nucleic acid binding; RNA-directed RNA polymerase activity
Source: RefSeq, a predicted model, not a curated record